Pecten maximus is the source of this 3192-nucleotide messenger RNA. Its product is annotated as rho GTPase-activating protein 24-like. The record is from RefSeq and is a predicted model, not a curated record. The coding region runs from base 195 to 2048 and encodes 617 amino acids. Gene Ontology annotation, biological process: activation of GTPase activity; signal transduction. Lineage: Eukaryota; Metazoa; Mollusca; Bivalvia; Pectinida; Pectinidae. The transcript is spliced from 6 exons. Gene Ontology annotation, molecular function: GTPase activator activity.
CUCUCAGCAGGGAUGAUGUUUAUCAAUAUAUCGAUUUCUGGUUCCUAGUUGGUAUUGGCACGAAAUGGAAAACUUCAAGAAAAGUUAGGAUAUAUGAGUUCGAAUAGCUUUGCAUGGGGACGACAAUUUUGCCGAGAAAACACCAGCCCAAUGACGAGGGAGACUAAUGCCGGUCCUUGUGUGUGAAGAUAAAGAUGAACAACCCUGUCCACCGACAGAGAAUCAGAAAAUGUGGCUGGUUACGAAAGCAGGGAGGAAUGGUGAAGACAUGGCAUCGCCGCUGGUUCUGUCUGAAUGGCGACUGCCUCUUCUACUUCAGCAAGGAGGAUGACCUCAAGGCCCUGGGUUCCAUCUUCCUCCCUGGCAACAGAGUAGUGGAGCAUGCUUUCAACCCAGAUGACCCAGACAAGUUCCUGCUGGAGAUAUUUCCAGAUAAAAAGGAAAAACGUCCGACAGGAUCAGUCCAGUCCAAGAUGACACCCAACCAUGACACAUUUCUUUUGUGGGCUGCCACUGCAGAGGAAAGGGACACAUGGAUCAAGGCCCUCCGCAAGAUUAUGCAUGCACCGUUUGGUGGAGCUAUUUUUGGCCAAAGUUUACAGGACACCAUGGCCUAUGAGCGGAGAUACUGCAGGAAAGUUCCUUUCAUCAUAACGCACAGUGUGGAAUUUUUACGGCAAUAUGGCAUGGAAACGGAAGGAAUAUUUAGAUUGGCUGGUAGAACAUCAUUGAUCAAGGAUUACAAGGAAAAGUUUGACUGUGCGGAGAAGGUGAAGUUUGAUAUAUCAGAGAUAGACAUUCAUUCGGUGGCGUCGCUUGUGAAGAUGUACCUCAGGGAACUUCCCGAUUCCAUCAUUCCUUCUCAAAGCUAUCAAAAGUUCAUGAAUAUUGCUCUCAAUUUUCAAGAUGCUCGGGAUCUCGACACCAAAAUGGAAGUUGUAGUGGAAGCUAAUUUGGCUAUUUCAGAAAUUCCUGAUGAAAAUUACAAUUCUUUAAGUUACUUAUGUACAUUUUUCCAUGAUGUAGGUGAAAAAUCAGCUAUUAAUAAAAUGACAAAUCUUAAUCUAGGGACUGUUUUAGGUCCCAAUAUCGUACGCAAUGUAACUGAGGUGAACACACCAGAGUUACUAAUGGCAACAGCUGAUCUCACACAACAGUUGGCUUACAUGAUGAUUUGUUACCCAGAUAGAAUAUUUACCAAAGAGACUGAGAGCCCUCCACAAGUACCUGUGGAUACACUACUUGACCUGAGCCCAGAAGAAGAACCUAAGGAUAUUGGGAACAUUCUCCAGCCUGUGACAGAUGAAAAUAUCUUUAAUCAGCCUCUGAUUCGCACCAGUCUGCUGGAGGAGCUCAAAGACAUUCAGUUUGCUGACAAUGACGUGUUUACCUCCCCACAGAAUGAUCUGUCUCCUGUAAGUGACCUGUCAGACAAAACUUCCAGUUCCACAGAUAACAUGUGUGAUGACAAUGUUGACUCUGACAGACCUAUUGUCCCAAAAAGGAAGAGUAAACUAGAGAGAGGGCGGCGGGUCAGUGAACGGGCCAAAAAUGACCCAUGUCCUCCCUCUCCUACCUCUCCAACUCUGUACAAACCAGACAGGUCAAGUCUGAUUAAGCGAAACAGAAACUCCUUAGAAAUAAAUGGGUCUGAAAAUGUGAUACGAAACCACGAAUCUCAGUGGAACAGGAGAACCGUACUGGGCACACAUGAGGACGACAAACUGUCAAAGCUGAGACAGGAGGCCCUGGACCUUAAUCGAACAAUUGAGGCUUUGAAAAAGAAACAUGGAGAUCAGAUGUCAGCCACAAAAUUAAAGUAUGAGAACCACAUCAAGUCACUCUCUACACAGCUUGAAACUAUGAAAGAGAAGUAUGAAAAACGUGUUGCUUCUCUUGAAAAGUCAAAGAAAGAAGAAGUAAAAAACCUCUGUAUAAAGCUGGAAUCUGAACGACAUUCCAGAAAUGAAGCUGUGAGUCGAGUGAUGGAACUGCAAGCUGAGCUACAGAAGUAUCAGUCUCAGUUUGGCAAGUUAGAUGCUAAGUAAUGGUAAACCAGAACAGUGGUAUCCUAAGUAAUGGUAAAUCAGUACAGUGGUAUCCUAAGUAAUGGUAAAUCAGUACAGUGGUAUUCUAAGUAAUGGUAAACCAGAACAGUGGUAUCCUAAGUAAUGGUAAACCAGAACAGUGGUAUCCUAAGUAAUGGUAAAUCAGUACAGUGGUAUUCUAAGUAAUGGUAAACCAGAACAGUGGUAUCCUAAGUAAUGGUAAAUCAGUACAGUGGUAUUCUAAGUAAUGAUAAACCAGUACAGUGGUAUUCUAAGUAAUGGUAAACCAGUACAGUGGUAUCCUAAGUAAUGGUAAAUCAGUACAGUGGUAUUCUAAGUAAUGAUAAACCAGUACAGUGGUAUUCUAAGUAAUGGUAAACCAGUACCGUGGUAUCCUAAGUAAUGGUAAACCAGUACAUUGGUAUCCUAAGUAAUGGUAAACCAGAACAGUGGUAUUCUAAGUAAUGGUAAACCAGUACAGUGGUAUUCUAAGUAAUGGUAAACCAGAACAGUGGUAUUCUAAGUAAUGGUAAACCAGAACAGUGGUAUUCUAAGUAAUGGUAAACCAGAACAGUGGUAUUCUAAGUAAUGGUAAACCAGUACAGUGGUAUUCUAAGUAAUGGUAAACCAGAACAGUGGUAUUCUAAGUAAUGGUAAACCAGUACAGUGGUAUUCUAAGUAAUGGUAAACCAGAACAGUGGUAUUCUAAGUAAUGGUAAACCAGUACAGUGGUAUUCUAAGUAAUGGUAAACCAGUACAGUGGUAUUCUAAGUAAUGGUAAACCAGUACAGUGGUAUUCUAAGUAAUGGUAAACCAGAACAGUGGUAUUCUAAGUAAUGGUAAACCAGUACAGUGGUAUUCUAAGUAAUGGUAAACCAGAACAGUGGUAUUCUAAGUAAUGGUAAACCAGUACAGUGGUAUUCUAAGUAAUGGUAAACCAGUACAGUGGUAUUCUAAGUAAUGGUAAACCAGAACAGUGGUAUUCUAAGUAAUGGUAAACCAGUACAGUGGUAUUCUAAGUAAUGGUAAACCAGAACAGUGGUAUUCUAAGUAAUGGUAAACCAGAACAGUGGUAUUCUAAGUAAUGGUAAACCAGUACAGUGGUAUUCUAAGUAAUGGUAAACCAGAACAGUGGUAUUCUAAG